This is a messenger RNA of Anas platyrhynchos (mallard), 2044 nucleotides long. The record is from RefSeq and is a predicted model, not a curated record. Lineage: Eukaryota; Metazoa; Chordata; Aves; Anseriformes; Anatidae.
CCUAGGUCCCUGCUGGCACCCCGAUGUGCCCCCCCCGCAGCCCGGCUGCUGCCCCGUUCCCCCCCCCUGCUCGCCCUCUGCUCGCCCCCCACCACCGAGGGACCACGGAUCGGAGCAGCCCCACCGCCGCCGCCGCCGCCGCCAUGGAGUUCUCGGAGCUGAUCAAGACGGCGACGGUGGAGAGCGUGGUGCUGGGGGGCAGGGGGCUGCCGGCGGUGAGGGGCACGCUGUGCAUCACCAGCCACCACCUGCUCCUCUCCUCCUGCCCCGGGGGGGACGCCCAGCCCAGCACCGUGGAGCUCUGGCUGCUCAUCCGCAACGUGGACGCGGUGGAGAAGAGGCUCGCCGGCUCCUCCGGCACCAUCACGCUGCGGUGCAAAGACCUGAAGGUGCUGCAGCUGGAGAUCCCGGGCAUGGAGGAGUGUCUGAACAUCGCCAGCUCCAUCGAGGCCCUCUCCUCGGUGGACUCCGUGAUGAUGAUGUACCCGUUCUUCUACAGACCCCAGGACCUGCGGCUCGAGGAGGGCUGGCACCUCUUCCCCCUCGAGCAAUACUUCCAAAAAAUCGCCGCACAGACAAACCAGUGGCGGCUGAGCGACCUGAACAGGGAUUUCACCACCUGCCCCACGUACCCUGCGGGCGUCAUCGUGCCGGCGGCCGUGAGCGAUGACACCUUGCGGAGAGCGGCCCGAUUCCGGCAGGGCGGGCGCUUCCCCGUCCUCAGCUAUUACCACCCCAGCAACGGGACUGUGAUGCUCCGCAGCAGCCAGCCACUGACGGGCCCCAACCGAAAGCGCUGCCCCGAGGACGAGGUGCUGCUGGGGACGGUCCUGGAUGAAGGCGAGCGGGGCUUCAUCAUCGACACGCGGUCGGCCCAGGCGGCAAAGCAGGCGCGGAUGACGGGGGGUGGCACGGAGCCCAAAUCCUCCUACCCGCAGUGGAAGCGGCUGCACCGGCCCCUGGAGCGAGGCCGCCCGCUGCAGGAGAGCUUCAUUAAGCUGGUGGAAGCCUGCAACGACGCCUCGCUCAGCAUGGACCGCUGGCUGAGCCGGCUGGAGAGCUGCCGCUGGCUGAGCCACGUCAAGGCCGCCCUGAGCACAGCCUGCCUGGCCGCACAGUGCCUCGACAGGGAGGAGGCCAGCGUGCUGGUGCACGGCGCGGAGGGGACGGACACGACGCUGCUGGUGACGGCGCUGGCACAGGUGAUCCUGGACCCGGGCUGCCGCACCAUGGUGGGCUUCCAGGGGCUGCUGGAGCGGGAGUGGAUCGAGGCCGGCCACCCCUUCCACCUCCGCUGCGCUCGCUCUGCCUACUCCCACGCGCGGCUGAAGCAGGAGGCGCCGCUCUUCCUCCUCUUCCUCGACUGCGUGUGGCAGCUGAGCCGCCAGUUCCCCUUCUCCCUGGAGUUUGGUGAGAGCCUCCUCCUCGCCCUCUUCGACAACGCCUACGCCUCCGACUACGGCACCUUCCUCUGCAACAACGAGAAGGAGAGGUGCCUGUGUAAAGUGAAGGAGAACACGCACUCCCUCUGGGCCUGGCUGAACCAGCCUGAGGAGAAGAAGAAGUACCUGAACCCCCUCUACUCGCACAACCCGCUGGUCAUCUGGCCCUCCGUGGAGCCCCAGAGCAUCCAGCUGUGGCAGGGUUUAUUCUUCCGCUGGAUCCGUCCCUCCCAGUACCUGGACGAGGCCCGGGCAGAGAUGCAGAGGUUGGUGGAGGCCAACGAGGCGCCUGCCAAGGAGAGCACAGGGAGCAGGCUGAGCCGGUCGCUCUCCGACCCCGCCACCCGGACGGAGAACGAAAGAUGAGCAGCAGCAUGGGCACCUCGGUCCUGGCAAUCACAUCCCCCUCACUGUGAGUUGAGGGGUCAAGGCGAUGCAGUUUUCCACGGGAUGUGUGCAGGACACUCACCCCGUGGAGCCCAGGGAAGGCUGCGCGCAGCAGCAGCGUGGACAGCCCAGGGAGAGGGGGGACGGACGUGCUUCAGCAGCCUCUCAGCCACGCAGACUGGACGUGGCACAGUAAAGUGGUGUCUCGCAGUCUG